AGCACUAUAUAACACCAAAAUUUUGAUUCAUUUCGCGAACCUUCUUCCUCUCUACUUUUUAGAACAAAAAACAAAACCAUCAUCUACUUGUGUUGAAUCAAUUUUCCACGACACAAACAAAAUCCUCCUCGAAACCUCUUUCUUCAAUUCGAUUUCUCUAAUGUCAGGUGUUUCUCUUUGCACCCUUUAUACUCCAACUCUCCUUCCUUUCUCUAACCCCCACAAAACCUCUGCUCCUAUAUUUUCCCAAUCCGCAAAACGAUGUCGUGUCAUCACCUCCGUUGCAGAGGAUCGUAAACCAAUCCCGGUGGUGUCAAAUGACAGAAAAGUCCUUCAGGAUUCUCCGCCUUCCAACGACAACACAGAGGUUGUUAACGACACUGAUAUCAUCACCGGACGUGCCAUCAAUGCUGCCAUCGUUUUGGGAUUUGGGGCUUUUGCUGUCACCAAAUUGCUCACCAUUGACCAUGAUUAUUGGCAUGGUUGGACACUUUAUGAGAUACUGAGGUAUGUGCCUGAGCACAAUUGGACUGCGUAUGAACAAUCUCUGAAAGCAAAUCCAGUUUUAGCUAAAAUGGCUAUAAGUGGAGUUGUCUACUCAAUUGGAGAUUGGAUUGCUCAGUGCUACGAAGGAAAGCCUAUUUUCGAGUUUGAUCGGGCGCGGCUAUUCAGAUCAGGUCUUGUUGGAUUUACUCUCCAUGGAUCACUUUCUCACUAUUACUACCAACUGUGUGAGACUCUUUUUCCUUUCCAAGAAUGGUGGGUUGUCCCUGCUAAAGUUGCUUUUGAUCAAACUGUGUGGUCGGCUAUUUGGAACAGCAUCUACUUUGUGGUUUUGGGCUUGUUGCGUUUCGACUCUUUGACUAACAUUUAUGGUGAACUCAAGGCAACAUUUGUGCCCAUGCUUACCGCAGGUUGGAAGCUUUGGCCUUUUGCCCAUUUGAUUACUUAUGGUGUUAUUCCUGUGGAACAAAGGCUUCUUUGGGUAGAUUGCAUCGAGCUCAUCUGGGUCACUAUACUUUCAACAUAUUCAAAUGAGAAAUCAGAGUCCCGAAAAUUUGAGGAAGUAUCUGAAACAAGCUCAUCUACUUCUAGCCAGAAUUCUAAGGAAUUAAACGAGUAAAUAUGUGGAGAAAAAACUAUAUACAGGUUCAUGACAGUUACAAGGGUCACCAACCUUGCAAAAGCAUUUGACGCAUUGGCUUAAAAUCGGAAGAAUAUCAGAUUGAAGGUCCAAAUACUGAAUAACCUUAGAAAGCAAUGGUUACAGUUAUAGAAAAUACAAUUAUACUGGUUCAGUUUGAAUACAAUUAUAACCAUCUCUUGCAUCCUUCAGCAAUGAUGAACUGUUCAGGUUUGAAUUCAUUUGAGGCAUAGAUCAUUUGUACAUGUAAGCACAUUCGCUAAAGUUGAAUUGUGUUUUACUUCUUCUUUAGAGGUAUAUUCAAUUAGCUUAUCAUCUGUAUUUGUGUAUAAAAAGCACACUAUGCUUGAAAACGUGAAAAAACUCCUGUAAUUAAUAUACAUUUAAAGAUUACUUUUACAGUUUUA
This is a messenger RNA of Lathyrus oleraceus (garden pea), 1551 nucleotides long. Its product is annotated as protein SYM1. The transcript is spliced from 7 exons. The coding region runs from base 161 to 1123 and encodes 320 amino acids. Gene Ontology annotation, cellular component: cytoplasm; membrane. Lineage: Eukaryota; Viridiplantae; Streptophyta; Magnoliopsida; Fabales; Fabaceae. The record is from RefSeq and is a predicted model, not a curated record.